AUGUGGAUUAAUUACAAAUUAAAGAAGGUUCUCUAAGUUAACAAAGGAAUUUAGUUAUUUAUUGGCUUAGGAUUGCACUUAAUUAGAUAUGAAGGUUAAUUUACAUUUAUAUUGUAUCACCUUACAUUAGAUAUUACCUGAUACUUAUUGCUUCUAGAUUUACCCAUUGGAAUGGCUCUGAGUUUGAAUGGAAGGAAAAUUUUAUAAAAAUAAUUUACAAAUUGGCGAAUGUAGCUAGAGUCAUAGCGGGUAGAGAAUAACUGAUUUAUGUUGAUGAUUAUAAUUUAUGUUAUUUUAGAAUUUCGAAAUAAAAAUUUAAAUUAAUGAAAAUAGACAUAACAAUUCUUCUGAUUCUAAUUUCUAUAACUGUAAAUAAUGAAUGUAAAAAGAUAGAAUGAGCAACCGUAAGAGUACCCCACAGGUUGUUAGGAGAAGGAAUGUAAAAAUUUAUGUGAAGAGGGUUACUAAUUAUGUGCUGACAAGAACAAUAUACAAUGUGAAUAUGGCUAUUUUAAAUUAAAUAUUAAGAACGAGAAUUAUUGUGUCAAAUGGUAUUGUAUUUGAUUUUUAAUGAAUUAGUCCACUAUCAUUUAAGGACUAAAUGAUGUACCUUUGCAUGGAUUGCAGGGAAAAUGCAGAGACUUGGUAAUCUUCUAGAUUAUGCACUUACAAUUAUGCCAUCACAGAUGGAGAUCAAUAUGGAGCAUUUAGAAAGCUGUAAAUAAAUGAUAUACAAAUAUAUAAUAUAUUUGAAGUGGCUUCCUUAACUGAAGGAGGAAAGAGAAGUUUUGAAACAGAAUUAUGUGUGGGAUGCUUUGGAUUUUGCGAUGAAGGCGAUGAAGGAGAUGAAGGAGAUGAGUGUAACAUCCUCUCAAAUCAAAAUGAUGCCACUCAUGUUGGAGUAGUAUGUGGAGAUGGUUAUUACUUUGACAAUGAUCUAUGUACGUAAUGUCCUUUUGAUAAAUGCAAGUCUUGUGAUAGCUGGAGUUGUUACGAAUGUUUCGAUGGCUAUGCACUCGAUUUCAGUUCCUAAUGUAUUCCCUGUUUUUCAGGAUGUGCUAAGUGCGAAUAUUAUUAUGAUAUUAUAUGCUUGGAGUGUGUUUAAGAUAAAGACAAUUAUUUGGUGUUGAUGAAUGAUGGACUGACAUGUGCUUAUUGUGAUUAUGCUUGUUAAAGGUGUUAAGUCGAGUAUGUGGAUGGGGUAGAGUAACAGAGAUGUACUCAAUGUUAGCCUGGCUAUAUUGUAUAUAAUGAAGGGCCAUGGUGUGAAUAUCUAGAGAAAAGUGAUUGUGAAAUAGGAUACUACGAAUAUUCACUAGAAGGAGUGAUAAAAUAUACAUACUCUUUAGGCUUUGAUAUGGGGGUGGAUUAUUCAUCAGAAUAAAAAUGUUAUAAAUGCAAAUCAGGGAAUGAACUGGAUACUGGAUCUUGUAAUACUUAUACUGAAACUGAUAAUUGUAUUUCCUAUGAUAAAGAUAAAGAUUUAUGUUUAGAAUGCAAAAAUAGCUAUCUGCUUAAAUAUGACACUCCUACUAAAAAUUCUUGUGUUGCAGCUUAAGAUUGCAGUAAGAAGAUUAAAUAUUGUUUAAAAUGCAUUUCAUAUCCUGUGGAAUAGUUUUAAUGUGUGAAAUGUCAAAAAGGAUAUUAUCCUGAUAUUUUCUCUAAUCUAUGUUUGCAAUGUCAAUCUAGAUGUGAUGAAUGUUGGCAAUAUACUAAUAGCUAUAAUAUUACAGCCUAUCUCCAAUUGUAAUUGGCUGCCAGGGACUAUGUGCAAUAUCAAAAGGAUAUAGAAACGAUCAAAAAGGAGAAAUUAAAUGAUCCUCUCUGUUCAACUUGCCAAGAGGGAUUCAAUCUAUACAAUAAUUAAUGCAAAGGUUGUACAGAUAGCUGUGUCCCUGGUGAUUUUUCAGUGAAGGACUCUGAAUGUUUGUAUUUAGAUGAUACUGCCUAUUGUGCAAAGUGUCCUAUUCCUAAGUAAUAAUAAUCACUGUCUGCUGACAAUAGUGAAUGCAACGAGUGUCCCAAUAAUUGUAUUGCUUGCAGAGAAAGAACUUAGAAUGAAAUAAAUUAGGUUAAUCCCUUUUUUAACCCAGAUUUUGAUUAAUUAAACAAAUACAGUAACUUUUGUUACAAGGCUGCGGAUCCUAAGCCAAAUCAAAAGAUUUACAUAGACUCUUUUUUGGGAGUUCCUAUUACUUGCAAAUCAGAUGCAAGUUCAAAAAAAGGAUGUGAAAAGAAACUAGAUACUGAUGUGUUUAUAAAUUGUGGAGAGACUGCAGGGCCUAAUGAAAUCAAGUUGAAAGAUGUAUACAAAAAACAGAAAACCAAAAUCGUUACAUUAUUCCUUCAGGGAAUAGAAAAUGCAUAAAAAUAUAACGAAUACAAUUUGUUAACUGUCACAGAAAUAAAUAUCAAUAUUUACUUCAGACCUGACAAUAAUGGAAUUUGUAUCUUUGAUAAACCGUUAUAAAUUAAAUCAGGAUUCUAAAGAAAUGUCUUUACUUUGUAAAAACUAUCUAUUGUCAUUCACGGUGAAGACGUAAUCUUUAAGCAAACAGGAAGAAUGAUACUAUAGGAUUAUUCUUCAGUGGUGAUUCAAGAUGUCCACUUCAAAGAAAAAUCAUCCGGUGAAUUUGGUUUAGAAAUACUGGGUUAAGAGACUAUGCUCACUAUGACCAACUGUAAAAUAGUUAAAGAAAAUGUAGCCAGUGCAUUCAAUAUAGUAUUACAAAAUACUAUUUACCUCAAAUUACAGUAAGUUGAAUUUGAAAAACUCAAAAACGAAAACUUCCUAAAUCAAACUUCAACUAAGACACUUACAGAUCAAGGUUAUUAUAUAUUUGAUGAUGUUCAUGUAAAAAAUAGUGAAAUAAAUGAUGUUCUCAUUACUGUUAAUUAAAUAGGAAUAAAUAAUGUCUUGUAAGUGAAUUCCUUAAAGUUCACAAAUGUUAACAUUACUAAUACAGCUGUCUUUUCAGAUUUGCAAACAACUUCAAGUUACAGUGUUAUAGUAGAUGAUCUUAAAUUGAUUAAAUGCACAGUUACAAACGGAAGCAUCUUUAAUUUUGGCACAGUCAAAUCUUUCCAAGCUUCAAAUUUAGAGAGUGUUUUGACUUUAUUCUAACUAGGAUCUAAUUUCGUAGUGAGUACUGCUUUCACAAUAGAAAAGAUGUUUUGUUAUCGGUCUUUGUUUGCUAAUAAUUCUGAACUCAUAUUGUCUAAUAAUCAAAUUUAUCUCGCAGAUUAGAAACCUAGUAUUUUAUUAUUUACAUUCAAAACAAUUACAUUCAGAAACAACAUUUGUUAAAAUAUUAAUUGCCUGAUGAUCAUGUCCACUCCACUUAAUAGUUUUGGAAUUAAUACGAACAUUUAAAUUGAAAAUUUGAUCGUAGAGAAUUUGUAAAUCCAAACCUUAAGUUAGAUGGAUAUUGAUUCUGUUUCAUCAGCCUUGGUCUCCUUACAAAACGUUGGGAAUGUCACUAUGAAUGAAAUAACACUCAAGAAUACUCAAGGAAUAUCGAGCUUUUUUAUUGGACAAUCAUAAUCCAUUCAAAUUACCAAUGCCUACUAUUUUCUGGAAAUGGAUAAUACUAUGAUUUAUGAGUAUGAUGAAUACAUAACUGAUGAUUUUGAAAUAGAUCCCAAUCUAAACAAUUAUAUAGCUGUCACAAAUCCAUUCAAUAACCUAUUACCUAAUUCUCUUGAUUGUGCAGCCAGGAAACAAACCGCAUAUUAAUUUAACUCUUACAUGAUUUAUAUUGAAGGAUUCCAAGGAUCCAUCUUAAUGCAAAACAUUGAAGUUUUUAACACUCUAUUCAUAGAUAGAUCUGCUAUUGUGAUUAAAUCUUACCAAAACUUAUAAUUUAUGUAGACUGAAACAAUUCUGCUCUAGAACAUGUUUUUCGAUAAUAAUAGACUUGCUUCAACACUAAAUGGAAAGGAGAUGAGUUUAAUAACAAUCGAUUCCCAACAAAAUUAAAACAUCACCAUAGUCAAUGCCUAAUAUAAUCAGAAUCAUUUGCAUCAAAUAACUGAUUCCCAGACCAGUCAAACUCCAGCCCUGCUAUUAAUUAUCUCUCCGAAUUCUUUACUUAAUCUAGUUAACUCUUAUUUCAAUUACAAUCGAAUCUCAAAGUCGACAAAUGGCUUGAUGUGGUUAAAGGUAGAUUCCUUCAUUCUAAGCAAUUGUCAAUUCUAAAAAACCAAUAUUCUAGAUCUUCAAUGGCUAGAAUACCUGGAAGAAUAGCAAUUAACAACAAGUGAUCCAGAUACAACAGCCUCAAAUCUAAGUAAUAUACUGUUUAUUAUUUUUAGAACAAUUCUUCAAGAUCCUUUCAAAGGGAUCGAACUUCUAUUUAAUUGGUAAAUUCAUAUACAUAGACAGUUUGUCAAUUAAAGAGUCCUUUGGAUUGUCUGCUGCUGGAAUUUUCCUUGAACUAUUAGAUGGUAUUGUCACUAUAAAACAAUCAUAAUUUUUGAAUGUCCAAAGUAGUUUACAGUUAGUGGAUAAUACGGAAGGAGGGUGUGUGACAAUAAACUCAGAUAGUUCUCAGAUGCAAUUGGAAUUGUAUUCAGUAACUAUGUCAAAUUGCACUGCCAGAGUCAGAGGAGGAUGCAUCCAUUUAUACCCAACGAAAUUCAAAUAGAGCAUUCUAUUUCAGGACUCACAAUUCUACUUCUGUUAAUCGUUGGGCUACUCCUUUUUAAGUAAUCCAUUCUUAGAAUCAACUGAUGAGCCCCUUAUUGAGUUUUAGAACAUUGUUGUGGGGGAUAACAACUACAACAAUUUUAUCCAAAAUGUACCAGAUAUCUCCUUACUAGAUUAAUUGCAAUUAACUGAAAAUUCUGGAAUCUAUUAUUAACAUACAGGAAAAUUGAUAAUUCGAAACUCUAUCUUUACUAAUUUUCAAUAUGUAAGUGUCAUUAAAGCAGUGGCCAUGACUGAUAUAUUCAUAUCUCAAAGUAAGUUUGCCUAAAAUACGCUUUUCUUAAUGCCCCUCUUAGAUCUAUCAAUGACGCCUACCGCUACUAAUCAAAUUCAAAUUGUAUCAUCUCAAUUUGUAGACAAUGAAUCCACUGAUAUCAAAUCAAUAGUAAAUAAAUGUGACGGAUUCAUCAAAAAAGGGUUAAGUUAGUCAUUACCUCAAUAGACUUGUGACUAAAUUAUGUACUUAAUAGACUUCCAGAAUUACUUAAACUCAGACUAAGCUCUUUGGAAUAGUGAUAUUUAUCUGGAAAGUUAUAAUUAUUUCAAUGAGUACGAUAAGUAUGGUUCUGUCUAUUCGACUAAUUUUUAUUUUGAUGAUGCUAUUCAAAUUGUGCAAAGAUUCAAUUAAACAGUGAACAAUUCUUUGAUAAAUUGUGUCCUUUAGAAUAUGUUAAAGUAUUAAAUUAUAAUAUCUAUUUAGUUUGACUCUGUAAGUUGGACAAGCCUUAACAACCUCUAUUAUUAACAUCAAAAGCUUAUACAGCAAUUCCUACUUGACUUUUGAAAAACUGACUAUUGCAUCCAACAAGUGUUAGAGAUGCUAUGGAGGUCUAGUGCAAAUAUUGGGAGUAAACGUCGACAAUUAAAAGAACACUCAUCUAACCCUAACUAAUGUCAAUUGCAAAGACAAUACAAUUGGCUAUUAUGGAUGCCUAUUAAUUUAGCAAUCAUAAGAUAUAAGUGACUUUGUCCCAAAUUAAAAUUUGGCGGAUUUGAAAGACUCUUAAUUUUCCAACAGAUUAUUGCAAUUACGUGAACACAAUACAGUGUCUAUUUAAAAUUCAAUGUUUUUAUCAAACAAAGCUAGCGUUGGAGCUAGUGUUAGUAUAUUAGGUUUGAAUGCGUUAGUAAAAGAUAGUGUUUUUUCUGAUAAUUUCGCAAGUCUGGCUGGAGCAGGUGUUUACUAUAAGAAUUUAGGCGGGGAUUAGGAUACUUCCUUGUAUGUCUACAAUCUAUCAUUCCAAAACAAUAAAGCUUAAGUUGGAGCUGCAUUUUACUUAAUCAAUAAGGAAUUAGCAGAUGUAGAUUCGCUAUUAAUAAAAUUUGAAUACAAUAAUGCUACCUUGCAAGCUAGUAAUAUCCAAGAGAAUUCAAGAAGAUAGACUAUUUCAAUGAAUGAUGGUUCCUAUUGUAAAGUUGAGACCUAUCAAAAUCUAAGUGGGGAUUAGAACUUUGAUGGCAACAUUGACAGUGUUAAUGAAAGAAUAAGAGAAAACAUAACUCUGGAUUACCAUACCAUUGGCAACUAUCCAGAAAAGACCAACUUGCUUAUUUUACCUUCAGGAUAAUCCAUUAAUACAUACGAAUACUUUUUGGAAGAAACCUAAGAAUACAUUCCAUUUGAGUGGAUAUUUAGAGUUAUUAAUUUGAAUAGAUUUAAUGAGCCCAUAGUAAAUGAUUAAGAUGGCGAUAAGUGCUACAUCUUUGGUAGGAUAUAAAAAUUCUAAAAUUAUUCUGAUAGCUUUUCCUUUACAAAUAAUUUCACAAUUCCUAAUGAGAUGUUAUUUAGCAAGAAUUUAAGAGGUUAUGUUUUGGAUGAUAUGCAAUUAACAUUCGAUCCUUAUUUUGAUAAGAACUAUUAUCUGGAAUUGAAAAGUAAUAUUAUUUAAUAACUUAGUUAAAUGUGAUAAAAUGGCAAUUCCUGUAUAUGCUAGUCCUCCAGAUUCUAGUCUUGUGGGGUACAAUAUGGGUUACGAAUUGAUGUUGAAUGUUAGAACAUUCCCUUGUUAAAAGGGAGAAGUCUAUUAACUUGGUCGUUGUAUACCAUGCAGUCCAAAAUUAAAUCAAUAUUCUGUUAUUAUUGGAGCUGUUUUAUGCGCCUAAUUCAAUUCUGAUUAUAUGGUAGCUAUUAAAAAGUCAUCAAUACGGUUGAAACCUGGCUAUUGGAGACCUGAUUACAAUAAUGAUGAAACUUAGUUUUGUGAAAAUUUAGAUGCUAAUUGCAAUGGUGGUUGGGUUCCUGGCAAUCCUUCUUGUUAUACUGGACAUAUAGGAGCAUUGUGUGAAUCAUGUGAUCUCUAUCAGAUAUUUAAUGAUGAAAGAUACACUUAGACUCAAGCAUAUAAAUGUGCCAGAUGUGCACCAACUAUGUAACUAAACUAUAUAGUUUUGGUGGCUACAUCCAUCACAUCCUUUAUUUCAAUGGUCUUAGCAGUAAAAGGUAGUUACUUUUCAUCAAUGUAAUUUAUCAUCGAAGACACUCUCGAUAAGUGGGGAGUAUUGUUAAAGAGUUCGGAGAGUGAUUUGGCAGUUUUGAUGAAAGUCCUUACAAAUUACUUUUAGAUUAUUUAGUUCAUUGCUUCAUUUCAGAUAUCCAUCCCUAGUUCUGUCAAACAGACAGCCAAAACAGGAGGUAAUCCUACUGAAAGUACUACCACAGCUAUGGAUUGUCUUUAUGUAAUAAUGUCAGAUUUAGAUGUAUUAUACUUUAGAAUGGUCUGGGCAUUCAUCUAACCAGCAAUAUAUUUAGUUGGUUUCUAUAUUGUCUAUUUUGCUGGAAUUGCAAUCAAAAUGGUCCCAUACAAAAUAAAUAUUAUAACAACAGCCCUAAUUUAUUAGUUCCUCUAUUUGUAGCCAUCUUACGUUGAAGGUUUUAUUGUUCUGGCCUCGUCUAGAACUGUAAGUGGCUAUCCAUAUGUACAGAGAGAUGUUGCUUAUAGAUAUGAUAGCGAUAUGCAUUAAUAUUAUCUCCUAAGGUUUAUCAUGCCUAUGCUCAUCGUCUGGGUCCUAAUUCUACCUUUGCUAUUUAUGUUUUUAGUGUACAAGAACAGAGCCACGAUCAAUACCAAGUAAACUAAAUUGAUUUAUGGGUUCUUCUAUUUGGAAUACUAAUUGAAUAGUUACCUAUGGGAAUUUGUUAAACUAUUCUAAAAAGAAUUCAUGGUCAUUAUUUUAGCUUAUUUUGAAGAUUAAGUUACAGUUAAAGGUCUGUUACUUGUGGUAGUAAUGUUUCUCUAUGGAUUCUAUUAAAUUCAAGUGUCUCCUUACAGUAAUAGGAGACUCAAUAUGUUGGAUAGAUAUUCAACUGUUAUUUUAUCAAUUUCAUUAGCCAUGGGAGUUUUAUUGAAAUCAUGCUAAGAUCAAGAAUUUGGGUAUUUAUUUAUUAUUGUGGCUGUAAUCUUAAUCUUAAUUAAUGUUCCCUUCCUUUUGUCCAUAAUAUUUUGUAUUUUUGAAGGGUACAUAAUUAAAUUGUCCCCCGUUCUUGAUAAAAUAAGGGAUGUCCUUAAUGAAAAAUACCCAGAUUUAGGUCAGCAGCAUCCAUGGCUAAGACCUUAUUUGUACAAUAAAGCCAAGAUGGCAAUCAAAGUCAAGGUUUAUUGGGCGAUCUUAAGAGAUGCUGUCAAAGAUACCAAUUAAAUUUGCAAAUAGCAUGAUGUUCAAUUUAAAAAGAUUUUCCCUCCUUAUGCAAAAUCUAAUGAAGAUGGCAUUGAUAACAUUGAUUAUGUCUCAUUUAGAGGAAAAGAAAAAUUGAAUGAAGACAAAUUACCGUUAAUUUAAGAUUCAUUUAGCCCUAUCAAUAACGAAAAUCAGCAAAUAUAACAACCAAGUACUAUAAGAGUUGAAAGUAUGCAUACCAAUGGUGUAGUGCAAAUAGGUUAAUUUUUCACCUCAUCAUUCAUCUCAAACUAAGCUCAAGAACCUGUAGCCAUUACUGGUUAAGGAAUUGAAUAAUGGCCCGAUUAAACCUAAUAUUAAGGAUUAAUUGUUAAUGGUAAAAAAUAAGGGUAAGGAUUGUUGACUUGGCCAUAAAAAGAAAAUUAAAAGCAACAAGAAUUUUACAAAGGUGAAUUCGAUAAUAAUCUUUUUGAUGGCUAUGGAAUUUAUCAAUGGAGUGAUGGAAAAAUUUAUGAAGGAAGAUGGAAACAAGGUAAGAGACAUGGAUAUGGAAAAUAUUAAGGAAUUAAUCAAUAGUACGAAGGAAAUUUUGAAAAUGAUUUGUAUUAAGGAUAGGGAACAUUAACCAUUGGGGAUAAGAUAAUCUCAGGAACAUUUGCUAAUGGUAAAAUGAAUGGAGAAAUGGAAGUCUUGAUUGGCAAAAAGAAAAGAAAAGGAAUUUGGAAGGAUGGAACAUUUUAAAAAUGGAUUAAUUGA
Molecule: messenger RNA, 9079 nt
Organism: Paramecium octaurelia
Lineage: Eukaryota; Ciliophora; Oligohymenophorea; Peniculida; Parameciidae
Source: the annotation of a GenBank genome assembly